Molecule: messenger RNA, 2747 nt
Organism: Centropristis striata (black sea bass)
Lineage: Eukaryota; Metazoa; Chordata; Actinopteri; Perciformes; Serranidae
Gene: lactb2
Product: lactamase, beta 2
Exons: 7
Coding region: 18-962 (314 amino acids)
Cellular component (GO): mitochondrial matrix
Molecular function (GO): single-stranded RNA binding; RNA endonuclease activity
Source: RefSeq, a predicted model, not a curated record
UCCGUGUUAUAUCGUGUAUGGAGAGGUUUCACUGGAUAAUUUUCCCUGCGUAUGUAUUGUUCUGUUAUUUUGUUGCUGACGAUACUCCGGCUCCAGCUAUGAGUGCAGUCAUCCCCCGGAUAGAGCAGCUGUCUGCCAGAGUGGUUCGGGUUCUGGGCUGCAACCCGGGACCGAUGACCCUGCAGGGAACUAACACUUACCUCGUCGGCACCGGGCAAAGGAGAGUGCUGAUUGACACCGGAGAACCUGCUGUACCUGAAUACAUCAGCAGUCUCAAACAGGCACUGAGGCAGUUCAACACCAGCAUCCAGGAGAUCAUCGUCACACACUGGCAUCACGACCACACGGGCGGAGUGACAGACAUCUGCAGGGACAUCACUGGUUCUGAUGUCCGAGUCAGCAAACUGCCUCGCUCCAGACCAACAAAUGAGACCGCCGGAAACAAAACCUUUACUUAUCUAAAAGAUGGAGAUCUUGUCCAGACAGAGGGGGCCACGCUCAGAGUGCUGUUCACCCCGGGCCACACUGAUGACCACAUGGCCUUGCUGUUGGAGGAGGAGCGGGUGCUCUUCUCUGGAGACUGCAUCCUGGGCGAAGGCACAGCCGUUUUCGAGGAUCUCUACGACUACAUGAAGUCUCUGCAGGUCCUGCUGGACUCUGAGGCUGACAUUAUUUACCCCGGUCACGGGCCUGUGGUUCAGGAUGCUGGCUCCAAGAUCAGACACUACAUCAGCCACCGGGACCAAAGAGAGCAGCAGAUCCUGGCAGCCAUUCAGGCUGGAGCAGGAAAGCCUUUCUCCUCCAUGGAGCUCGUCAAGAUCGUCUAUAAGGACACGCCUGAACACCUGCACCAAAUGGCUAAUGUAAACCUGGUCCAUCACUUAAAGAAACUGGAGAAAGACGGCAGGAUCAGCCUGGUGAACGACUCUUCUCAGAUGAUCAAAUGGAAGAGUAACCUCUGAUGUCCACAGAAAAUGUGAAAAAAAUAAUUCUAAUUGACCAUUUGACGAGGACAAUGAGAAUCCAGCUGGUCAACAGUUCAUCAUUUUGUAAUCAAAAAUGCUCACCUUUCAACAUAAAUCUAUUGAUGAAUGCCUUAGAUCUACUGAUUGACAGAUUAAUGAUAAAUCAGGGAGCGCGGUUACUCUUGUUGCCUUGGAUGUUUCCACACUCAGAGCACACAGGACAAGACAAACAGUCAUGCUCACCAGGACUGAGCUGCAGCCUGUGUCAAGGUUUAACAAUCCAAAAUGUCUCUGAAGGUCGGCUGAAUGUUGCCUGUGGCAGAAUGGAAGAGCAGCUCCAUCACAAUGUGACCAGGGUGCCACAGUGCCCCCAUCUGCCUCAAAUAUAUUGUCUUCUUUUUCUUCUUUUGUUGACUUUCAACACAUCGUGAUGCCUUUGCCUUAGAUCAGCAGACUCUUACUCCCACUUUACCGUCUAGAACAUAAUCCUGAACAACUAUUUGAUUUGUGAAAGUGUUUCCACUUAUUUGACUGCUUUGGCCUGACAGACGGGCCAGGUGCAGUGAGGGGUGCCAACACGAUUAUAGCACACCAAAUUAUGUUCUCAAAAUUGAAAUAAUAAAAAAAAAUGAGUAUAAGUGAUUAUUCCCAAUUUCUUUUUGUUUUUAAACUUUUUAUUUGAAGAAAAAACAAAACAGCACAUACAUGUUGCUCUACAUUGUGUAAUAAAUUAAAAAUCAAAAUCACAUCCUUGCAAAAGCAUUUACACUCUCUGUCACAAUACUCCUAUAAAGACAUACUUAUAGCUAAAUUGAUAGGCAACUUGAAAAUCUGAAAAAAAAGAUAAUAAUGAUAAUUCGAAAAUCACAAUAACAGCCGUAAUAAUAGUGAGUUUAUCUGCCCCAUGUACACCUUCCUUCUUCCAUGUUUUCUUCUGCAAACAGAAUGAUGGGGAUAUCAUGGGGUGAUAACACCGAUGACAAGAGCAACACCAACUCAAAUGAUAGUACUAGUAAAUUAAAUAAAGAUAGUUUGCUGCAUACAUGUAUAGCACUGACUUAUUCCAAAUUUUUAUCAGUUAUUUUUUUGAAACUCUUCACAUUGGCAUAAAGUGAGUCCACUGCCCAGCACUUAAUUAAAAAGAGAAUGUCACUUUAAAAGCUAUUCAGCCUGAAGCCGAAGAACAUCAGGAGAAAAUGCCAGGAGUUGAGUUUCUGUAAAACAAAAUUAUGACUUAUGUUUUAGCAACAUGCUAGAUUUUUCUGAGUACACCAGACCAAAUUGCCUCCGUAGGUACUGUAUGACAGGUUGCAAACAAGCAAUGUAGAAUUUAAAAAGCCUCUCUUAUGCAGCAGGGGAUACAUCUCAUCACUCCCAACGUCAUGGAGAACAAUGAGGGCAAAACGGCAUCACCGACCUGUUUAAACCAAAUAUUCUCUGGUUUAGUUGAUCUAAAAACACAGAAUCUGUCUGGCCAAUAUUCCAAAAGUAACGUUCAAUUUGCUUUCCUCUCAGAGAUUGCUGACUGUAGAUGUCAUAAGCUUUCACAUAAUGAUAUAUAUUUAUGAACACCACCAUUUAGUUCCUUUGAUUAAAACGCAUUCUUGAUAAAUAAGCACUUGUUAAAGAAAUGCUGCACAAGUUUUCAGUGAGCCACUAGAUGGCAGUCUCUGCUCAUUAAUUGUACUAGUAGAUAACUUUUACAUCAUAUUGCACAUAUUGUACCAUAUGGAAACAUAACAAAUAUUUUCUUAUUUGUUAAAAAUAAUAAAUGUGAAGAAA